Molecule: messenger RNA, 741 nt
Organism: Pestalotiopsis fici W106-1
Lineage: Eukaryota; Fungi; Ascomycota; Sordariomycetes; Amphisphaeriales; Sporocadaceae
Exons: 3
Coding region: 1-741 (246 amino acids)
Molecular function (GO): hydrolase activity, acting on ester bonds
Source: RefSeq, a predicted model, not a curated record
AUGGCUGAGAAUGGGGGCGGAUCCGGAACACAGGGUUGGGGUCACUACCUGCAAUAUUCACUGCCCUCAAGCACCUAUACUGUACAAAACAGUGCCAUCGCCGGUCGUAGUGCACGCUCUUAUACCCGCGAAGGACGGUUCCAGGCGGUCGCUGAUCAGGUCAAGUCUGGAGACUGGGUUGUGAUUGAGUUUGGACACAAUGACGGAGGCAGUCUCACGCCCACGGAUAACGGUCGGACUGAUUGCUUCGGAGAGGGAACUCAAACUUGCCAGACCACAUAUGAUGGGGUUUCCGAGACAGUGCUCACGUACCCAGCCUAUUACGAGAAUGCCGCCAAGUUGUUCUUGGCCAAAGGAGCCAAAGUCAUUAUGAGUUCUCCCACGCCAAACAACAUUUGCGAGACUGGUACUUGCAGCUGGGGACCGUAUCGAUUUGACUAUUAUGCAUGGUACGCCGCCGCCGUCGCGGGUGGUACAGGUGCAGGUGUUUACCACGUACCUCAUGGUCAAUAUGCAGCACAGGCCAUGACAAACCUUGGGGCCUCGGUUGUGAAUGCCAACUAUCCUGUUGAUCACACGCACACAGGCCCUUACAUGGCGGACAUCAUGGCGAAAGCCUUCGUUCUAGGUCUCAAGUGCGGAACGAGCGGGUUGGGAGCGGCAGUCGUCAACUCGACAAGCUCCAUGACUUCGACAAUCCUCGGCCCUUGCAUUUCAUUCAACAGCACUGUCCCGAUCUAG